Trypanosoma rangeli is the source of this 798-nucleotide messenger RNA. RefSeq lists its product as uncharacterized. The record is from RefSeq and is a predicted model, not a curated record. The transcript has a single exon. Bases 1 to 798 code for a protein of 265 amino acids. Lineage: Eukaryota; Euglenozoa; Kinetoplastea; Trypanosomatida; Trypanosomatidae.
AUGCCGGUAGCCGCUGCAGCCUCCACGUCCUUUUUAACAAUGCGACCCACGCCACCACCAGUGCCCGUGAUGCCCUCCAGCGAUACGCUGAGCUCCUGGGCCGUCUUGCGGGCAAGCGGGGACGCCCUGACGCGACCACCGCUGGUGGUGGCAGCAGUGGCUGGGGUGGUGGUGGCAGCGGUGGCUGGAGUGGUGGCGGCAGCGGUGGCUACCUCCUGUACCCCGGCCGGGGCAGCGCCCGCCGUCUGCCAGUUCUUCACCUCCUCCGAGUUGAUGCCGUCCGCCUCGUCAACGAUGAGGCAUACCGUGUCCCCGACGGCGGCCUCGUCACCGCUCUGCAGGAGGAUGCGGGCCAGGAACCCCUCCUCCGACACGUUGUCGUACGACACGAUGGCCUUGUCAGUCUCCACCUUGCACCACGUGUCUCCGGGGCCGACAGGGCCCCCCAACCUUCAUGACCCACUCCGUGAUCUUCCCCUUCUCCAUCGUAGGAGAGAGGGCGGGCAUCGGGAUGGGUGUGACGGUAAGGCAGCGAAGGCUCGCCAUGGCGCUGCUCAGCUGCUGAACCGCGCGUCGGCGGAGCAUCGAUGCUUAGAUAUCGAUAGAAAUAUGCUUGUGUGUAAGUCCCUGUAUUUGCGUACACCGAAGCGGCGGUGUAUCCUGGUUCUUGGUUGUAGUUUAUCUUCUGUUUUUAUUAUAUUUUUCAAUCCUUCCUUCGUUGAUUGCGUAUUUGUUUGCUUCUUCGUUUUAGUAGUUUUACUCUUCCAAUUUUUCCUUCUCGUUGUUGUCGUUGCCUAA